GCAGUGGACGUGUUUGUAUUAGAUUAGUGUAUUCAACAGGAAUAACCAUCACUUUCUGAGCUACGCAGUCCCGCCUAAAUAUCUCAACUCUACUAUUUACAUAACGUACCAUUGGAACUCUACAAUAGGAUCUGGAUAUUGUCUAGCUAUUCAACCCCCAAGUUCCCGUUUUUUAGUGCUUCUUGCCGUUGGAUCGACUGACAUUAGAUAAUACAUCCGUUCUGUGGUUCGGGGGUGCUCGUUGAAGCCAGAUACGAAUUAUAUAUUAGCUCUUUGUAAAACGAAAAAUGUCUGCCAAAGAUCUGAUGCGAAAUGCUAUUAGGGAGCUAAUGGCAGUCGCAGUUAAUGAACAAUUCAAAACCUCUUUAGAGCGCGUGGCAGCCACCGGUGAUAGCGGUGGUCCAGAACGGCCACAAAAUCAGGCCCCUCGGUUAGGGAGACUGUGUUUCGCGUUUGCCGUGGGUGCCUGUCCCGCAGAACUGUUACUGAACACAAAGUUUUCAGUAGGACCGUGUCGUUGGCUGCACGACGGCGCACUGGCAAAAUCUGUCCCGGCCCAUGAAAUCAGCAGGGUGGAACUGCGAGCCCUGCGCGUAAUCGACAAUGCUUUGGAAGAUGUUGACCAUGAAGACCGAAAACAACGUAAAGCUCUCUUGCGGCUUAGCGAUGUGAGGGCUUCGAUUGAAAAACAUGAUCUUGCCCUAGAAGAAGCCAUUCGCAAACUGGCGAAAAAGGCUGACUCUAUUGCUGAAAAUGGACGUUGCCUACGAAAACGCGGCCUUAUUCAGGCAUCGCAAAAGGCUAUGCAAGAAGCCCGCAAGCUCGAGCAAAGUCGGCUCGCUAUUGAGGACCGUCUCAAUAGGCGCAGAAGCGGCCGUGAACAACGGCUCCGUAGCCUUCCCGAACGUCUCCCUCUUCAAGAAUGUCAGACCUGCGGUCUUUCCUAUGGCUUAGACGGGAAAAAUAGUCGUCAUCAUUUGCAUUUGAACGGCAGGCUUCAUCGUAACAUAGUGUUGCUACGGGAAGCUAGUUGUGCUCUUCGUGCGAAAUAUCAGAUUCAAUCAAUAAAGCCCGUUAGCUGUAUUGGAGACGUCGGCGACGUCGAUACAAUCAGUGCGAAGAGAAGUAAGCUAGACCUUGCGUCUACCUUACGUGAAGAUUUCGAACGAGAAGAGACUUUGUUUUCAGACUGUGACGAUUUCGACGACUGUUAACAUUUUCGGUUAUCUCAUCUCGUCUUAUCUAUAUCUUAGCUGCGUGAAAUUGCCGCAAACAAAUGUGAGGUUGUACUGGAUGCCCCUACUUUUUGUCCCAGUGAUUUAAGCCUAGUAAAUAGCUGCUUGGGGCGUCUGGGUAAUGUGGGUAAAGAGUUUGGCGCAAGUUUGUGAUGAAGUGCGGCUAUAUUGAGCGAUAUUGGUGAGAGUUAGGGGGCAGACAAAUCGUAAGUUUUAAGUUAAUUACAUAUAAAUAGAUGUGGGCUUGUCACUUGUCUAACACGUUUAGUGGGAAUUAUGCCGUUUAUUAAUUUGCCUUAAGUGUGAACCUUGUUGGAUAUCGUGAGUAUAUCAAUGUUUAUGUAUAACAAUAGCAAACAACAGCAACAACGUAUCCCGACUAUUUGUUCAGGUUAAUCAUAUUAAUUGUUGUACAAUCAAGUGCGUAGCAUUUCGCUAACUUAAAAUAUAUUAUGAAUGAAAUUUUACCAGUACAAUGAAAAACCUAUGAAGAAACCUGGUUCAUUUUUAGUGAACUAAAAUAAAAAGUAAACUCACUGUAUGAAUGUGCCAAACCUCUAUUGAAGUUGCUUAUGAUGAAUAAACAAAGCACGCGUCUGA
Molecule: messenger RNA, 1835 nt
Organism: Varroa destructor (honeybee mite)
Lineage: Eukaryota; Metazoa; Arthropoda; Arachnida; Mesostigmata; Varroidae
Product: putative RNA-binding protein Luc7-like 1
Biological process (GO): mRNA splice site recognition
Cellular component (GO): U1 snRNP
Molecular function (GO): mRNA binding
Source: RefSeq, a predicted model, not a curated record